GCGCCGGAAGCGGUUCCGGUCCGACCCUGGCGCGCGCGCGGCGGCGGAGAGGAAGCGCUCGGGCGAGGCGGACCCCGCGCCCCGGCCGCGCGGCCGUGUCGUAGGUCGCCCCCAGAAGGCCAUCGGGUCGCCUGUCAGGAUAAUGCCGCGCCCCGUGGAGCUGACCUUCCGGCGCCUGGCCUGUGCCUUGGCCUCGUGCCGUCUGGCUCCUGCAGGACACAGAGGAAGUGGCCUUCUGCACACAGCCCCCGUGGCCCCCUCAGACGGGACUGCCCCGGUGUUCACCCGCGCCCUGGGCUUUGGGGACAGAACCGCCCUGGUUGACCAGCACGGCCACCACACGUACGCAGAACUUUAUUCCCGCAGCCUUCGCCUGUCCUGGGAGAUCUGCAGGCUCCGCGGGUGUGUUGGCGGGGGCCUCCGCCAGGAGAGGGUGUCCUUCCUGUGUGCUAACGACGCCUCCUACGUUGUGGCCCAGUGGGCCUCGUGGAUGAGCGGCGGCGUGGCGGUCCCCCUCUACAGGAAGCACCCUGCGGCCCAGCUGGAGUACAUCAUCUGCGACUCCCAGAGCUCGGUGGUCCUUGCCGGCCAGGAGUACCUGGAGCUCCUGAGCCCAGUGGUCCAGAAGCUGGGGGUCCCGCUGCUGCCUCUCACACCAGCUGUCUACAGUGGAGCAGCAGAGGAAGUGGCAGAGGGGCCGGUCCCGGAGCAGGAGUGGAGAGACCAGGGCGCCAUGAUCAUCUACACCAGCGGGACCACAGGGAGGCCCAAGGGCGUGCUGAGCACGCACCGCAACCUCAGGGCUGUGGUGACUGGGCUGGUCCACAAGUGGGCAUGGACCAAAGACGACGUGAUCCUCCACGUGCUCCCGCUGCACCACGUCCAUGGUGUGGUCAAUGCGCUGCUCUGCCCACUCUGGGUGGGCGCCACCUGCGUGAUGAUGCCCGAGUUCAGUGCUCAGCAGGUUUGGGAGAAGUUCUUAAGUUCUGAAACGCCGCCGAUCAGUGUGUUUAUGGCAGUGCCUACCAUAUACGCCAAGCUGAUGGAGUACUAUGACAGACAUUUUACCCAGACGCAUGUCCAGGAUUUCGUGCGUGCCGUUUGUGAACAAAAAAUCAGGCUCAUGGUCUCAGGCUCUGCCGCCCUGCCCCUCCCCGUGCUGGAGAAAUGGAAGAACAUCACAGGCCACACCCUGCUGGAGAGGUACGGCAUGACUGAGAUCGGCAUGGCUCUGUCUGGGCCCCUGAACCCCGCAGCGCGCGUGCCAGGUUCUGUGGGGACCCCACUGCCAGGCGUGCAGGUGCGCAUUGUCUCAGAAAACUCACAGAAGGAAGGUGGCGGCCACACCGUGCACGCAGAGGGAGACGAGAGGGGCACCAAGGUGACCCCAGGGUUUGAAGAGAAGGACGGGGAGCUGCUGGUGAGGGGACCCUCCGUGUUUCGAGAAUACUGGAAUAAACCAGAAGAAACUAAAAGCGCAUUCACCGGGGAUGGCUGGUUCAAGACAGGGGACACCGUGGUGUUUAAGGACGGCCAGUACUGGAUCCGAGGCCGGACCUCGGUGGACAUCAUCAAGACCGGAGGCUACAAGGUCAGCGCCCUGGAGGUGGAGCGCCACCUGCUGGCCCACCCCAGCAUCACAGAUGUGGCCGUUAUUGGAGUUCCGGACAUGACGUGGGGCCAGCGGGUCGUUGCUGUGGUGGCUGUUGGAGAACACUCACUGUCCCACAGGGAGCUUGAAGAGUGGGCCAGAAACGUGCUGGCCCCUUACGCAGUGCCCUCGGAUCUCGUGCUGGUGGAGCAGAUCCCACGGAACCAGAUGGGCAAGAUUGAUAAGAAGGAGCUCAUCAGGCGCUUCUACCCCUCAUGACCCUGGUGCCAGGGGCUGGGCACUCGGACCGGAGGUCUGGCAGGGGUCGGCAGAUGCCGCCUUCAUGCCCCGGGGUCUGGGCAGAGACCUGGCCUCCCUCAAAAAUCAAACCCGCAAAUCACGGCACACAGAAUCAACUGUUCGAGAUGAAAUCACCUCGUGAGGCCCCCAGCCUCGGGCCAGCUGUCGCUGCAUAAGGAAACUGUCCCUGUCCCCGGUGUCAGCUCUGCCUGGCCACCACCGACCUCACCCAUGCAGCGUGAUGCAGCCACGCUCCAUUGUGGCCUGGUUACCACUGCCCAGGAUGGACGUGCAUUGAGCCAGGCAGAUCUGGAGAGGCGGUGGGAUGCAGAGGGAGCGCCCUGCGGAGGCCACUCGGUCAUCAGGAGCUGAGCCUCACCCUGGGAGUCUCAAGGGUGGUGUCCCGUGGCCUUGGCUGGCAGCCGACCGGUCUGCAGUCUCACUGGAUGGAGACCCUGAGCUCCCGAGGCAUGGCCAGUCGGGGUGGGGCCGGUUCCCUGGGGCCAUCUGCUGUGUCCAGGAGCCUGGCGCUGCCAUUGGCCUUGCCCCAGGGCCCAGCUCUGCUCUUCGUCCCCUCACCUUCCCUCCGUGGGUCCCAAGUGUGGCAAGUCUUUAAAGUGGGACAGCCGGCGCCAGCCCUGCCCCCAAUGGGUCCCUCGGCCACUCAGGGCCUGUGUCCUUGUCCGUGACACAGGAAUAAGGGCCGCUUGUGCAAGGGCAUGAGAGGGUCCCAUGGAAGUUGUGUUUCAGAAGGUUCCUAGCCCAGCUCCCAGGGCAGGCUGCAGGCUCAGCAGGGGUUCUUCGUCUUGCCCUCGGUCCCUGACCAGCAGGUUCCCCAGGGCUGUCCCGGCUGGGAUGGGUGGAGCUUGGUGCUACAGGCCAGCGAGCGCAUCUUCAAAACCCACUGUGCUUCCAGGGCCUCAGGAGCACAGGGUGGGUGCAGGGCCCCAGGCUCCGCCAGCCAUGCCCUGACCAUCUGGGCCGGAGGCUCCCCUGCUGCCCUGCUGUGCGUCUGCAAGGGAGCGCCCUUCCUAGCUUCAUUCCCUGUGGCCCCGCCCCAGCCUCCCUGGGGCACACGGGCGUGUGUGUGAGUCCACAUCAGCAAGCAGGUGUCCAGCACAUCACACACACGCGGCCGCGUCACAGAGGAGUGAGACGGACUCCCCGUGUGUCCACGUGGGGGCGCUGUCGGGCAGCUCAGGCUCGGGGUGCGAUGCAGGAUGCGGGCGCAUCCGGCGUCCUUCACCCAUGGUGGCCCUAGCCACAGCCCUAGUCCUCUCUGGAGCAUGAGCCAGUGCCCACCCAGGCAGCCCGUCGUCAUCAGCUCACAGCACGCGUCCCCCAUUGACAGUCUGGUCACUCACAACCAUUCAGUUAUCCCAGAAUGGCUGCAGGUCACAGAGUCAUCAAUCUUACUUCCACCUGCCAGCCCUCCCCAGCCUCGCAGCCAAGCCCAUUAAGACAGCAGCAAUGCCAGCGGCAUGUGGCGUCUUUACGGCAUCAGCAGCAGGCCCAGCACUCCCACUCCGCUGGGAAACAGCCGCCUCUUAGCUGGAAAAAAGACGACACGCCGUGCCAGCUAAUGGCUAUCCCCUGCACACGCACAUACAUGCACACACAGACACACGUGUCUGUAAACAGGUCUGGCCUCAGAGCCACCCUCCAGGUGGGGCUCCCGCAGGCCCCAGCAUCUGGUGACAGCCACAGCAGGAUCAGAGCAGCCUCAAGGGCCCGGUGGGAGUGGGCAGGGCUGGCCCCAGGCUGAGCUUGGGGAGGUGGCCCAGGCCUGCGACUCACACUUUCUAAUUCUCGGGCGGGGACCACACAGCCCCUCCCAGUCUGCGAGGAAGCCCAUGUGUUCAUAUCCUGCUUCUGCUGUCCCCAGGACAGUGAAAUCUACUAAUAUGGCAUAAGAACAUUUUUUAAAGCCAUUUUAAACAUCGAGGACAGGAGAGAUGACGGCCAACCCUGUGCGCCUCCCCACCAGGUUCAAGGAGCCUGAGCCCUCCGGCCUCCUGAGCCUCUGGCUUUCAUCAGGUGGGCGCCUUCCCAGCCCACGGGGCUGGCUGCUCACAGGGCUCCAAUGCCUCCGUGCUGUUGUGGGUCUAGGUUUCAGUGCUGGCACAUCUGACAGAGCUCAGGUCCUCUGUGAGGGACGUUUCAGGCUCCCACAUGGACUUCCUUGUCUGGUCGUCCUCAGGUCACCCCGUGGGGCGCGCUGACCCCAGCAGUUGGACGCUCCCCCUCCAAGAGCAAAGCUGCAGUCGGCUGCAGGUGCGGCCUCUUGCACAGUGGAAGAAUUUCUCCGGAAAACAUUCCUGCGAGUGGAGUCACUGGAACAUAGGCCCAGAUGUCUUCCACUUGCUCCGUUUUCCUGAUGCCGUCUGAGGAGGCUGCGCACGGCGGGGGUGAGACGCUCCAUCACACCAACAGGGCAGCAGCCCCCGGCCAGGGGCCCAGUUCUCACCUCAGUGCUGAGUGUGAGGUGCAGUCUUCUGAUUUUCACUUGCAUUUCCCUGAUGACCAGUUAGGGGGGACAUCUCCACUCUGUUUCUGGGCCGUUUGGUUUUCUUACUCUGCAAGUCACCUGUUCCGGUUCUUUGCCCAUUUCCUGUUGGCUGGUCACUAUUUUUUGUGAUUGUACAUGGGUUAUUGUGGCUGGCCUUUGGCUUCAUUUGUUAUAUUGAUGGAUGUGCAGAAUUGUUAAAUUUUAAUAUAUUCAAAUGCAUUAAUCUGUACUUAUGGUUUGGGUUUUGGGGAUCUUAUCCUAAAAAAAGCAUUUCUUACUCAAAGCUUUUAAGUAUGUUUUCACAUAGUUCUUCUAAAAGUUACAAAGCUUCGCUUUUCUCACUGAAGCCGUGAAUUCACUGGAAAUGCACUUGUGUGUGGUUUGAAGUGCAGGCCUGAUUUCCCCCCAGCACGUUCACCGAGUUGCCCUUCUCUCCCCACUGCGCUGCCCCUGUGCCCCGGUGCCCUCUGCCGCCAAUUCUGCCUGGUCCAAGUCCCCGUCUCCAGGCUGCCCUGGGCUCCUCCCUCCUCCCAUAGCUUCUCCGAGGCCUUGGUGUCUGGCAGGACGGGGCACCCCUCUGGCUUCCUCCACAGCGUGGUCUGAGCUGUUCCCGCUCCUUUCCUCUUUUUUCUUUUUCUUUCUU
Messenger RNA from Sapajus apella (tufted capuchin), 5043 nucleotides. It is a transcript of the gene ACSF3, whose product is annotated as acyl-CoA synthetase family member 3. The record is from RefSeq and is a predicted model, not a curated record. Bases 143 to 1870 code for a protein of 575 amino acids. Gene Ontology annotation, biological process: fatty acid metabolic process. The transcript is spliced from 10 exons. Lineage: Eukaryota; Metazoa; Chordata; Mammalia; Primates; Cebidae. Gene Ontology annotation, molecular function: medium-chain fatty acid-CoA ligase activity.